Polychytrium aggregatum is the source of this 1748-nucleotide messenger RNA. Its product is annotated as kinase-like domain-containing protein. Bases 128 to 1579 code for a protein of 483 amino acids. The record is from RefSeq and is a predicted model, not a curated record. Gene Ontology annotation, biological process: protein phosphorylation. Lineage: Eukaryota; Fungi; Chytridiomycota; Chytridiomycetes; Polychytriales. Gene Ontology annotation, molecular function: protein kinase activity; ATP binding. The transcript is spliced from 2 exons.
UGUUCCUCUGUUCCUCUGUUCCUCUGUUCCUCUGUUCCUCUGUUCCUUCCAGAGCCGUCCGCUUGCCGGUCCUUCCUGGCUGUCUGCUGUGUGCCCGUUGUCUUCGCCAAAGCAUUAACCUCCAUCCAUGGCCAACCAUAGCUGGGCUGUGUCGCAAGAUGACCUGAAGGACAUGUCUCCUCGCCCCGUCGCCAAAGGCGGCUUUGGCGAGCUCUACACGGCAAAGUUCAACGAGGCCGACGUUGCCGUCAAGAUGCUCCUGUGUGGCUAUACCGAUCGAGAGUUCCGUGAGUUUGCUCGUGAAGUCAACGCCUGGAGCCGCCUCAACCACCCCAAUUUGCUGCCCCUGCUUGGUGCGGGCCACAUCGUCGACAAGCCAAUCGUUGUCACUCCUUGGGUGAAGAUGGGCAACCUCCGCAGCUAUGUCUCCGAUCCCGAGAACCCGCGCUCCCUGGAAGAAAAGCUUCGGCUCAUGUACGAGACCGCCGCCGGAAUGGCCUACCUCCACACCUCGGGCAUCAUCCACGGCGACCUGAAGCCAGCCAAUAUUCUCAUCGAUAGCGGCGGUCGUGUUAUGAUAUCCGACUUUGGCAUGCACCGCACCAAGCACAGGUCGGCCUCUGCGAUUGUCUUCCGCCCGCAGUCCAUGAACAACUCUCUCGAUUUCAUGGCCCCCGAGAUGCUGGACGACGACGAGCCGAUGGGCUCGUCCAAAAAGACCGACAUUUAUGCCUUUGGCAUCACCUUCUACGAGACCCUGAAGGACGGUAACCGUGUCUGGGUCAACGAGAACGGCAGCCUUAUGAAGUCCCGAGCGAUUGAAAGGGAAAUCUGCACUGGCAAUCGCCCAAGACGAUUCGAUGGCAUCCCCGACGAUAUCUGGAACUUGAUCGAGCGGUGCUGGAGCCAGACCCCGAGAGACCGCCCACGGUUCAGCACCAUUCUGACCGAUCUCCAGACCUAUCGAAACCGCAACGUCGAGGUAGGAGCUCGCACACCGAACGCCGUCAUCAAGCCCAGAUUCCGAAGACGACCCUCGACCGAGCUACCCCCGCUGGACCGAACCAAGAACUGGCGAAUCCUCGAGAACGGCCUCAACAUCGAAGGCAUCUGCCGAAACACGCAAUGCGAGGCCUUCAACGAAUGGGUCAUCCUCAAGCUGGGAUUCAAAGACUUUGAUCCCUUCAACGAAGAGCACGUGCGCAAUCUCCCUCCCUGUCCCAUGUGCACCCAGUUUGUCAAGCCCCUGUUGGCGGUGUUUUCGCACUGCCUCUGGAGAUUCAAUGGCCAUAAGCCAGAUGUCGAUGCCGUCGGCAGCGACUGGAAGGAAGUCGAGGAGGACUAUGUCGCCUUCAAGGACGGCAACGAGCCGUCCCACUUUGCUCAAUGGAAGGAGCUCCUGCUCGAAGUCAUCUCGGCCGACAACAGUGAGGACGGAGAUUGUGCCAUUUGCUUCGAACGAGAAGGCCCCAAGCCCAUGCUUGUCUGCGGACAUCGCUUCCACACCGGCUGCCUUGAGAUGUGGGAGAUGCGAUCGAACGUCUGCCCGUGUUGUCGGCAGCCCAUUGCACACGCCUGAGCGGCGACUGUGCUGCAGGUUGACACUGCGUACUGAUCGUGGUCGCAAACAACACUGGAACACCACUCUCUCUCCUCUGUUUUCAAUCCGAUAUUCUUCCUGCCCUUCCUUCUUUUUCUCCCAGAUUCUGAAUAUAUUCUCCGCCGUGGCUAUCUGCUAAACCUUCAGU